Messenger RNA from Zea mays, 1607 nucleotides. RefSeq names its product putative protein kinase superfamily protein. The record is from RefSeq and is marked provisional. NCBI's taxonomy places the organism in Eukaryota, Viridiplantae, Streptophyta, Magnoliopsida, Poales, Poaceae. Gene Ontology annotation, molecular function: ATP binding; protein kinase activity. Gene Ontology annotation, biological process: protein phosphorylation. The coding region runs from base 110 to 1336 and encodes 408 amino acids. The transcript has 6 exons.
CGCGCGCACAGCAGCAGCAGCACAAGAGCACACGCCCUGAGAUCAGGGAGGAGGAAGUAAGAGAGAAACGCGCGGUUGGUUGCUCGGCACCACACCGUACGCGCGCGCCAUGGGGAACUGCUGCUGCGGCUCCGCUGACGCCGGCACGAAGCCGCCGGGUCGUCGUCCUACUCCUACCAAAGGAACGCCGCCGAAGGGGACGACGGCAUGGGCGCCGGCGCCGAAGCCGAAGCCGAGCGACGACGGCAGCAGCGGGGCGAAGCAGCGAGAGAUGGGAGGCGACGACGACGACGGUGCUCCGGGCCCGGGCCCGGUCGUCGGGCGGGUCCUGCAAGCGCCGAGGCUGAGGGAGUUCACGCUCGCCGAGCUGCGGGCCGCCACGCGCGGGUUCAAGCCGGAGAUGGUGCUCGGGGAGGGCGGCUUCGGCCGGGUCUACAAGGGCUGGGUCGACGAGCGCACGCUCAACCCGGCCAAGAGCAACGCCGGCGUCAUCGUCGCCGUCAAGAAGCUCAACCCGGAGAGCGUCCAGGGCCUGCAGGAGUGGCAGUCGGAGGUGAACUUCUUGGGUAGGCUGUGGCAUCCCAACCUGGUGAGGCUGCUGGGCUACUGCGGCGAGGACAGGGAGCUGCUCCUGGUGUACGAGUUCAUGUCCAAGGGCAGCCUGGAAAACCACCUCUUCAGAAGCCGGGGUGGAAACUUGGAGGCGCUGUCGUGGAGCCGGCGGCUCAAGAUCGCCACGGGCGCGGCGCGCGGCCUCGCCUUCCUGCACUCGUCGGAGAAGCAGGUCAUCUACAGGGACUUCAAGGCGUCCAACAUCCUCCUCGACUCGGAUUUCACUGCCAAGCUGUCGGACUUCGGGCUCGCCAAGAACGGGCCCUCCGCCGGGAAGUCGCACGUCACGACCCGGAUCAUCGGCACCUACGGCUACGCGGCGCCGGAGUACGUCGCCACCGGGCACCUGUACGUGAAGAGCGACGUGUACGGCUUCGGCGUGGUGCUGCUGGAGCUGCUGACGGGGAUGCGCGCGCACGACCCGAACCGCCCGAGCCACCAGCACAACCUGGUGGAGUGGGCGCGGCCCUACCUCUCCGGCGCCGGCAGCAAGCUCAAGACCCUCAUGGACCAGCGGAUCGACGGCCAGUACCACACCAAGGCCGCGCUCCGGGCCGCAAGGCUCGCCGGCAAGUGCCUCACGGGCGACCCCAAGAGCCGGCCCUCCAUGGACGACGUCGUCGCCGCGCUCGAGGACAUCGAGGCCCUUCAGCAGCAGGCCGCCGGGGGGCACCGGGACCUGCCGCCGCGGCCUGGAGCGCGCCGGUCUGCCGCCGUACCAUGAUUCUUCACGCGGCGCCCCUGUUGAUGCAGUGCAGCAUGGUCGUUGCUUGGCUUGAGCAAGCCUAGCUGCUGAUUCAGACAGAACACUAGCAUUGGUUCUUCAGCUUCGUUCAACUAAUCGCCGGUGUUUUCAUUCUUUACUCGAUUAUUAAUCCCUCAUUGUUACAGCAGUAUAUAGGUUCGGUAAUGUUCUUGUUGGAAUCGGACAGGAUGCAGGGAUAACGAAUGAUCACAAUCAUAGCAACAUACAUGCAGGUCCCAUUCUGCAUUUC